UUCGGCGGCGGACGCUGGGAAGCGAGGACACCCAGCGCGCGGUCUGCUUCUGUUGGGUUCUUCGGCGGCGUCCGAGAGUGUUGGGUCUCCUUCUGUUGGGAAGCGAGAGCGGAAGUUCAGGUGGGAUGAAGCGGAAGAGAAAGAAGUUAAAAGAAUUUUUAAGAAGAAAGCCGGUGAUCACAUGCAAAAUGUGAUUAAUAAAGCAAAGAGAAAGCAAGAAAAGCCGGAUUUUAUUACAGCUGACAAUUGGACGGAAAUUAUGAGAACUUGGGACACUGAAAAGCAUAAGCAAAUCAGUGAAAUUAAUAAGAAGAAUCGAGCUUCUAGUUCUAGUGAAGGGUCUGCCACAUAUGCUGGGGCUCUAUCAACAUCGGGGAGCGUAGAAAAAGAAUGGCAGAUGAAUUGGGGACGGAACCAACAUUUAUGGCUACAUUUGAACGCACCUUUCAGAAAAAAGAUAAGACAUGGACUGGCAAUCGAGCAAAAGCUAUUAAGGACAAAUAUGAUGAACUUGUAAUGACCACGGCUGCUGCUAGUGGUGAUGGUGAUGGUGAUGGUGUUGCUGCGUCCGAGCCAUCGGUUGACAGUAUGGCAUUAUGGAUGGAGGCAUCGGGUGGAAUGAGAAGAGGUCAAAUAUUUGGGAUGGGAUCCUUGUCAAGGAUGUACAGAACGCCGGCUGCUGCAACUUCAUCCUCCAGUGCGGCUUUUUUAAGGGCACAACACGAGGAGCGACAGGACCAAGCAUUGAACCGCCUGAGACAAUUACUUGUACAGAAGGACGAAGAAAUGAUAGGAGUGAAACAACGUUUGCAAUUGAUCAUGCGACACCUCAACCUCGAAGUUGAUGAAGUUCCUCCUGUACCUCCCACUAAUCCAGUAGGUGAUGACCACAAUGAUGAUGAUAAUGAGAUUCCUGAUGAUGAUGCUGAUGAUGAUGAUGAUCCUUGCUAGUUUAAAUUUCCAAGAGGUACUUAUAUCUUUAUGCUUCUGCUGUUGAAUAGAUGUGAAAAAAUUACCAGGGGUUAGGAGUUUGAUAUUGUGAUGUUUGCGCUGCAGAUGGACAGGACUUCGAUUCUUGGAGAACACUAUAGACAACGUGAAAGAACUUCUUGGCAAGAUCAACAGUUUGCCACAACAGUUUGUGAACUGGCUAAUUUAGAACUUUGUUUCAUUUCUUUCUUUUUGGGGUUUGUUCUUGUCUUGACUGUGAUUUUCUAUCAAUGUUAAUUAGAUUUCAAAUCGAAA
Molecule: messenger RNA, 1245 nt
Organism: Syzygium oleosum
Lineage: Eukaryota; Viridiplantae; Streptophyta; Magnoliopsida; Myrtales; Myrtaceae
Exons: 4
Coding region: 182-517 (111 amino acids)
Source: RefSeq, a predicted model, not a curated record